CAAACGCAAUUAGUUUAAAAUGAGCUUUUCUUAAUUAACCAUUUAAUUAACAAAAAAUCAAUAUCAUAAUAAACUAAUAAUAAUAAUAAUAUCAACUCCACUCGCACCCUCCUGUUUCCUCAUCGCAUUUCAUUCCAACCACCCUCUCUCUCUCUCUCUCUCUCUCUCUGAUUCUUCGUUUCAGAUAGAUAGAAAAUGCUGGGUUCUCGAUUCUGCGUCCAAACGAUCUCCGGCGUGGGGUGCGUCGCAGCCGAUCACACGAAUGCCGCCACCGUUCGUUCCGUUUCCCACUCCGUCGCCGUCGAUUUCUCGCCGCUGCACCUUCCAGUGCUUCGGACACGACGCUUUCGCUGCCCCAAAUCCAUUCUCAUUUCGUGUAACUCUUCUCGGCGCAGAUCCACUUCCGAUGAUGCUCACAACAACGAUUAUCUCGAAGCUUCCGUACUUCUCUCAGAAACAAUUUCCCACUAUCAGAUGUGGAAGCAUAGAUUUCAAUGGAAAUCGUCCACACCAUCAAUUCCCUUGUCUGUCCAGAACAGAAUUUCAAGAACGGAUAAUGGUUUAUCAAGACAAGGCUUUCUACAGCGUUUUCAGAACCCCACAAUUUUUCUCAGGAUUUCUUGUGAUGGGGAUUAUAUUCUGCCCAUUGUUGUAGGGCAGAUUGCUGUUGAAAAACUUAUAGAUACUGAGGUUGAACAAGAAAGAGGGGAUUGCCCUGAUCAGUUUCAGUUUGUGAAAAGCCUAGUUGGAAGACUAGACCAUGAAGUGAUAAUGGUGAGAAUUACAGAGAGAGUGGUCAGUACUUACUAUGCCAGAUUGUACCUUAGCCAGCCAGGGAAAAGUGAUCUUAUCAGUGUGGAUGCACGUCCCUCAGAUGCCAUCAAUGUUGCAAAUAGAUGCAAGGCUCCAAUAUAUGUAAGUAAACAAAUUGUUUUCACAGAUGCUAUCAGACUUGGUUAUGGAAUGGGCAGAGUGCAUAAUAAAAAGGCUAUUUAUGACGUAUUGCUUGACAGUCCUGUAGAUGGACCAGAUUUGGUUGCUCAAGAACUAAGUAUGAUGCAUAAUAUGCACAUAGCUAUCAAACAGGAAAGAUUUAAAGAUGCAGCUAUAUGGAGAGACAAACUUGCAAAUCUUCGUAAAUCAGCUCAUGAACACUAAUUAGCUUGUUAGUUCUGAAGAAGAAUUUGUGGGUAUCUAUUUCCUGAUAAUUUUUCAACAGGAAUAUAUCGGGGUAUAAGUUAUAGAAAUGAAAGAAAGUAACAAAAUUAUGUGUUGUACAGCUUUGCAUUAGAGUGGUCGACCCCAGUUUAUGUACAUCAAAUGUAUUAAAAUUCCCUAGACCUUGUACUAAUACUAAGAAUGACAAGGUACGUCACAACGAUGAUCCCGUAUGUAUGCAAUCCUGGACACGAUCAUCAAUAAAAAAGAAAAAAAGAUUAAUC
Molecule: messenger RNA, 1442 nt
Organism: Abrus precatorius (Indian licorice)
Lineage: Eukaryota; Viridiplantae; Streptophyta; Magnoliopsida; Fabales; Fabaceae
Product: bifunctional nuclease 2
Exons: 10
Coding region: 196-1158 (320 amino acids)
Biological process (GO): protein ubiquitination
Cellular component (GO): nucleus; VCB complex
Molecular function (GO): nuclease activity; protein binding
Source: RefSeq, a predicted model, not a curated record